UUUCAUUUGAGCAAAGUGUUCUGAAUCUUUGGAAGGUUUCUGUGGUUUGUCCCCAUUUUGUUGAUUUUCUUGGCAGUUCAGCCGGAGAACUCGAUGAACUCUCGAAUGCGCCCCUCCGUCUGCAAUGAGGAAAAAUCUCUCCCACCUCGCAACAUCAAGGCCACAGCUCAAAAAUGAGUGAAAGGCAGGGUGAGACGAUGGGCUGCAUCAAGAGCAAAGAGGACAAAGGCCCUACAAUGAAGUAUCGGCCGGAGAAUUCCACAGGGUCGGACCCCAGCGCCACCAUCACCACACCUCACGUAGGUCACUACGGGCCGGAUCCAACCCAGCUGCAGCAGAACCAACCUCCCUCCUCAUCGGGCUCUGGGGCGGCAAACUUCAACCACACCCUCACGCCGUUCGGCGGCUCGUCUGCCAUGACUCCCUUUGGAGGAGCGUCGUCCUUCUCCGGUCCUGUGUCCAACUCGUUCUCUGGUGCUGUCUCAAGUGGUGUUACGUUCUUUGUGGCCUUGUAUGAUUAUGAAGCCAGGACGUCCGAUGAUCUCUCAUUUAAAAAAGGAGACCGCUUCCAGAUCAUCAACAAUACAGAGGGAGACUGGUGGGAGGCUCGCUCCAUCAAUACAGGGAGGAACGGAUACAUCCCGAGCAAUUAUGUGGCCCCUGCCGACUCCAUCCAGGCUGAAGAGUGGUACUUUGGUAAAAUGGGACGCAAAGAUGCUGAGAGGCUGCUGCUGAAUCCAGGAAACAAUCGAGGGACUUUCCUGGUGCGAGAAAGUGAAACUACUAAAGGUGCUUAUUCUCUCUCUAUACGAGACUGGGACGAAGCCAAAGGAGACAAUGUGAAACACUACAAGAUCCGCAAGCUCGACAGCGGGGGAUACUACAUCACUACACGGGCACAGUUCGACACAUUACAGAAGCUUGUCAAACAUUACACAGAGCACGCCGACGGGCUUUGCCACAGGCUGACCACAGUUUGCCCCACAGUCAAGCCUCAGACGCAGGGGCUCGCUAAAGAUGCGUGGGAGAUCCCACGGGAGUCCUUGCGACUGGAGCUCAAACUGGGCCAGGGCUGCUUCGGAGAAGUCUGGAUGGGCACGUGGAACGGCACCACUAAGGUGGCCAUAAAGACGCUGAAGCCGGGCACCAUGUCGCCUGAGGCCUUCCUCCAAGAGGCUCAGAUCAUGAAGAAGCUCCGACACGACAAACUGGUGCCUCUGUAUGCUGUGGUGUCCGAGGAGCCCAUUUAUAUCGUCACGGAGUACAUGGCAAAAGGAAGCUUGCUCGACUUCCUCAAAGAGGGUGACGGUAAAUUCCUGAAGCUCCCCUUGUUGGUGGACAUGGCUGCACAGAUCGCUGACGGCAUGGCUUUCAUCGAGAGGAUGAACUACAUCCACAGGGACCUGCGCGCCGCCAACAUCCUCGUGGCCGACAACCUGGUGUGCAAGAUCGCCGACUUUGGUCUGGCACGGUUGAUAGAGGACAAUGAGUACACAGCGAGGCAAGCGCCGCACGACGUCCCGGGGUCUGUCCGCACCUCCUCUGUCCCUGCAGGGGGAGACACGGCAGGAGAGGACGGGACGGACACUGGUUAG
Messenger RNA from Plectropomus leopardus (leopard coralgrouper), 1595 nucleotides. The record is from RefSeq and is a predicted model, not a curated record. Lineage: Eukaryota; Metazoa; Chordata; Actinopteri; Perciformes; Serranidae.